CAGGAAAUAAUCGAAUUGGUCUUAGUACUAGUUGACGCUUAUAUUGCACAUACAUCGAUUAUUAUUGAAAUUCAGCCUUCAUUCGUUAACAGAGUAUAGUUCAACGUGGAGUUACAGAAACACCGGCCAUAUUUCGGAGUGUUUGGAUAUACAUGAUUUCGUCUUGCCAGACCAUCUUGAGUGAACUUGGGCUAACACACCAUGGCGAAAUUACUCACGAUGACGAGGCGAUGGCUACUUCGUGCACUCCGGCCAAGGCCAGGAAUGUUGAAGAGGAAGCUGGGGUGGGUAUUAUUCAUCGUCUUGCUUUCAUUCCUCAUCGUGCUCUCGGUUUUUGAUGACGUGUUCAGAAACGCCGUUGGUGUUGGCAGAAUCUCAUACAACGUUCCCCGAUACCUUGACGAGAAGGACACCGCCCCGAUCAACUGCCAGUACCUCUUCGAAGGCAGGAAAACUGAAAUAGAGAGAGCCAAAUACAAAAUGGCCAGCGAUUACGACUAUUUGGCUAACUUAGACGACUCUUACAUCAGAACAGGAACGAAUGACUGUUCGAAGUUUAAGCAGGAUCAUGGAUACAUUAUGAACGUUUCCAAGGAAGAGGAGGAGUUCCCCAUUGCUUUCAGCAUUGUUCUUUAUAAAGACGCUCAGCAAGCGGAGAGGUUAUUACGAGCUGUGUAUAGGCCAAACAACCAUUAUUGUAUACAUGUUGACGCUAAGGCGUCGCCGUCAGUGCACGCCGCCAUGAAGAAACUAACGGAGUGUUUCGACAACGUCAAUAUGGCGUCCAAGACGUUGGACGUUACGUGGGGCAAGUUUUCGGUGCUUGAAACGGAGCUUGUGUGUAUUAGUGACCUGCUACACUUCAAGAAAUGGAAGUAUUUUAUCAAUUUAACUGGUCAGGAAUACCCAUUAAAGACGAAUCUGCAGUUGGUGAAGAUACUGAAGGCAUACAAUGGCGCCAAUGAUAUUGAUGGAACGGUCUCAAGGUAUUUCGAGAGCCUCAGAAGGUGGUGGCUGGCUGGCAGUCCACCCCACGGCAUCCGGCCCGUCUUGGGAUCCGUCCACAUCGUUGCCAACAGGGGCUUCGUCGACUAUGCAAUAAACAAUCAGGUGGCCAAAGAUUUGCUCAGAUGGGUUAGAUGGACCGAUAUUCCCGAUGAAACCUUUUUCUCCACCCUCAACCACAACCCCCAGCUUAUGAUCCCCGGGACCUAUAUAGGAAUCCCAGAAACGAAUCCCGAGAUCAAGCCCUUUUUGUCCCGUUACAAGAUCUGGGACAACGGGUUCCACAUCCUCCUGGACGACUGUCAAGGCAAGUACGUCCACGACAUCUGCAUCUUCGGAGUCGGCGAUUUGCCCCGCUUCCAGAAACGCAAAGAGCUAUUCGCCAACAAGUUCCACAUUGACUUCGAGCCCCUCGUUUACGACUGUAUGGAACAGAAAUACUUCAACACUGUCAGGGAAGAACACCGAGGAAUGUCCAACUUUGACGACACCUACUAUAAAUCUGUGGGUUUUGUUAUCAGCCAGGUGAAACCCCAGUUGAAUGAAUUGUGAUAUUUGCCAAAUUAUAGACCUUAAUAUACUCAUUUUUGUCGAUCUCAACGCUGCACUUGCUUGCCUGACCCAAACGGGAUCCUUUUGCGGGUACCGUAUUUCCUCAAAUAAAGUCCGGGGUUAAAGCAGCGGUUUAAGAAAUAAGCGCCGGGCCUGGAAGUCCGUUGAAAAAUAUAUGAGGAAAUUCGGUAUUUGUGUUGAUCUACGUUUUGCUUUAUUAUACACAUAGUCGACUAUGUUUCAAGGGUAAAGUAUUUUAAGGUUGAAGAUUUCUUGGAUUAAGUAAAAAUAUGAGAGUACGUCGUGUGUAAAAGAUAUGUUUAUUGUCAGAUGUGUUUCAAGAGCUAUAUGCAUUGGUUCAAAGUUCUCUGUCAGUGCUGGGAUAUCAGUGCGCUGUACGUUAACACUAUAUUCACCGCUUCAAUGUGUUUUAGGGGUAAUAAGUAUUGGCUCAAGAUCUGUCUGUGAAUGUGUAUAGGGUCUGUAAGUCUCGCGAGGCGAUACUUCCGGUAAUGAGCUGGUUCCCGGUUCCCUUUGCGCGCGCCAACUUCCGAUAUGCGAGACGGGGCCCAGCUUACUUCCGGUACCAGAUUUCAGGUGACAAGAGUAUAUUCAAGAACUAUAUUCAAGAACCAGCUCUGGUUCCAAAUUGCGCGACCGCCAAUGACUUUACUAGACCGAACCAAGUGUACAACCAUGCUUGGCUGUCACAGCUGUU
Molecule: messenger RNA, 2275 nt
Organism: Haliotis rubra (blacklip abalone)
Lineage: Eukaryota; Metazoa; Mollusca; Gastropoda; Lepetellida; Haliotidae
Product: beta-1,3-galactosyl-O-glycosyl-glycoprotein beta-1,6-N-acetylglucosaminyltransferase 4-like
Exons: 4
Coding region: 202-1557 (451 amino acids)
Cellular component (GO): membrane
Molecular function (GO): acetylglucosaminyltransferase activity
Source: RefSeq, a predicted model, not a curated record